Messenger RNA from Nasonia vitripennis (jewel wasp), 2997 nucleotides. RefSeq names its product sorting nexin-29 (gene Plekhm1). The coding region runs from base 468 to 2603 and encodes 711 amino acids. The record is from RefSeq and is a predicted model, not a curated record. The transcript is spliced from 5 exons. NCBI's taxonomy places the organism in Eukaryota, Metazoa, Arthropoda, Insecta, Hymenoptera, Pteromalidae.
CAACUGCGUUACUCAGUCGCGCCUCUUCGUCUGGCAUGCGCGCACGUAAGUUAUAAUCGUAUCGUGACAGUGUCACAACAAAAACAUGUCGUUUCUCCAGCUCUGAUAAUCAGCCCCUGCUGCAAAAAACUCCUGGAAUGUAUUGCGUCCAUCGCAUUGGAAAUUCCAGCGUAUCGUACAUGCGUUAAAGUUCGCGUGCAAGACAGUGGCUCACUUCCUCGUCGAGAUAAUUUAACGCUUGACAGUGCCGUGAGACAGACGUUUUGUGUGAGCAGAAUGUCGAUGGCUCCUUACGUAAUUGACGAUCAUUCACUAAGUGUCAGCGUAUAAGAGAUGCAUAAUCGUGGAGGAGGAUGACGAAGCAGCUCAUUAAGCUGACCGGAAAAUGAAGACGACAAGGACGACUCUCAGGAGGCCGCAGUCACUGAAAAUCUCUAACACCAGUUCUCAAAGACCAGCACAUCAAAAUGAACUCCUUACUUCGAACCGUGAACUCGAUGUCCUCGAAUCAUCGGCGGAAUAUGCUGGUGCGCGAGUCCUUACAGCAACAGCUGAACACCAUGGUCAUCGAGAUGCAAAGCGCUCCGGGUGUUCUCGAGGAUGCACCUGUCGAAAUCUGCGACGAAGCUCUUGGUCUCUGUUCUGCCCUCGAGGCUAUCUUCCUUCAUGGACUCAAGGACAGCUUGCUCAACCGUGUGACCGAGGCCCUCAGCGGACCCGACUACGACGCUAUGCCUCAGCCAAGCUUUUGGGGGCCGCUGCUCGUCUUUUCUCAUAGGGGGAUCAUAGAUCAAAUACAGGCACUGAGCCAGGUAACAACGGAGGUCGGCUACUGCAGAGCCUGGAUUAGGCUAGCUCUCAACGAGGGUUUACUCUCGAGUUACCUGGCAGCCAUCCGUCGCGAUAACUCAGCUCUCAAGCCUUACUACAACCGAGCCGCCUUCAUCCGGGAUACGGAUCUGGUUGAAGUAGCUCAGUUGCUGAUGGAGAGCAUCGACUACAUCCGCUUCGAACUCGCCUCCAACUCAAGCCUGCUCAACUUUUGGUCGACUACUCCUCUGUUGAUGGCGGCUAUCUGGUCGCCGCCGAUGAAAUCUUGUCCGGUCUUUAGUGCUGUCGACAUAGCCAAGACGAUCAACAGCGAGCGCAUCGACAUCGAGGAUAAAUACGAUGAGAUCGAGACAGCGAGUUCGAUAGGUAGCCUUAGCUCCUUCAACUCAUCACAGAAUAACCUUAGCGGCUUUUCGGAGGAUGAAGCACUCAGAAUUAUUCUGGCUAAGAAAACUCGACGGCCGGAUACGCUGGCACACAGCAACAACGUCAAAGUGGUCAGAGCUACUUCUUCAGCUAUUUCUCCGACUGUCAAGAAGAUGGCUCAGGAGAACGAAAAGCCGAUCGAAGAUGCUCGGUCUGCCGGAGAAUCCUCGCAAGAGAACGGUUCCAAGGCUGAGAAACCCUUAAACGAUGUUGCAACUACUAGCGAGGAUAAGCCCGAGGAAGCAGCGAAUGAAGAAAACAAGAUGAAAAUAGAUACCGCAGCGGCAACAGUCGGGAAUUCCUUGAUCGGCAAGCUCGGUUGGUCGACGUCUUACGAGGAUUGUGAAUCAUCUAUGACUUCGUCGGUGAUCUCGAGGGCUUCCGAUGCACCUCAAACCCCCGGCGAGGGUCCGACUUACGAUGCUUUGCUCAAGAGCUACCACAACGGUAACUACAAGUCACCCAACCUAGAGGAACUGUUGGAGAAAUAUCCUGCCUACCAGCCUGUUGUAGCGUCGACGACAAUGGACGCGACAGAGCCACGCGAACGUAGGAGCUUUGAUAAACAGUUAGGCCGGUUGGCGCGCGAAAAGGGCCUUGACUUGCAAAACUACAACUGCAUGGAGUGCGGUCAGUUGAUCGGACUCUCCUUCGCCAAGGCCAACGUCUGCUGCUUCUCCGGUGACUACUUCUGCUGCAAUUGCAUGUCGGGUGAGGAGUACCUCAUCCCCGCGCGCGUUAUUCACAACUGGGAUCUCAAACGCUAUCCAGUCUGCAUCAAGGCCGCCAAGUAUCUUUCAGAGUGCUCGACUCUGCUGGACCUGAAAAUUCUUAACCCGAGAAUCUACUCGGCCGUCGACUCGAUGGCGCAAUUGCAAUCGUUAAGAGUACAGCUGAAUUUGCUCAGAGCAUAUCUUUUCACCUGUAGGGAGCCCAUCAUAGAGUCGUUCCAAAAGAAAGUUGCUCCCAAGGAUUAUCUCUACGAGCACGUACAUCAGUAUUCGGUGUCAGAUCUGCCUGAUAUUCCAAAUGGAACUCUGGCUCAGCAGCUACAAAAAGUCGUUGAGUUUGCCAAAAAUCACGUGAUGAGCUGCUGGCUCUGCAGUCAGAAGGGAUUCAUCUGUGAGGUGUGCAACAAUCCGAAGGUCAUUUAUCCGUUUGACAUUCAGUCCACCUACCGAUGCGGGGCCUGCAAUGCAGUUUUCCAUUCGGAUUGUUUGAAUGCAACCAAACCUUGCCCGAAAUGCGAACGUCGACGCAAACGGAUGGAUCUGCCGUUGUUAGACAUGGGUAAUCCAGACCUUCUUAAUGAAACUACAUUAUCGCCACCAAUCGCUACAACUUAAAAUUUAAAUUGUCGGGAGUCAAUGUAAUAACAGUAUUUUAAAAGAAAAAUCAUAGUUAGUCAUGUACAAUUGUAUAAAGGAAUUUAACUUUUAUUCGUAUUUUUAGCGUUGAAUUACUUGUCGAUGCAAGAAAAUCAGAUUUGCUUCUUAAACACGCAUUGCAAACAAUGCAGUUGAUGCUGCUCUGAAGAUUUUCUAGUUUUUGCUUCGACACUAAUUAUAAAGAAAAAAAAGAUUAAGACAUUUAUAAUAAACGAAACCUUAGCAUAAAAAGGUGGAGAAAUUUUUUUAUGAAUUAACUUUGUAUAAUAAUAAUUAUAUUUAUUUUAAUUUUAUGUACAAAAGUAAUAAAAUAGACACGGCUGCUUGCUACAAUAAAGUCGAUUUUUUCAAA